This is a messenger RNA of Merops nubicus (carmine bee-eater), 570 nucleotides long. Its product is annotated as carnitine O-palmitoyltransferase 1, liver isoform-like. Gene Ontology annotation, biological process: fatty acid metabolic process; carnitine metabolic process. Lineage: Eukaryota; Metazoa; Chordata; Aves; Coraciiformes; Meropidae. Gene Ontology annotation, molecular function: carnitine O-palmitoyltransferase activity. Gene Ontology annotation, cellular component: mitochondrion. The annotation marks the transcript as partial. The record is from RefSeq and is a predicted model, not a curated record. The transcript is spliced from 5 exons.
GACAUGGGAAAAUUUUCUUUGACCUAUGAAGCCUCUAUGACACGCUUGUUCAGAGAAGGCAGGACUGAAACUGUUCGUUCAUGUACUGUUGAAUCCACUAACUUUGUUCGAACCAUGGAAGACCCAACUGAAAGUAAUGAAAAUAAGCUGAAGUUCUUCCGGCUUGCUGCUACCAAACAUCAGCACUUAUAUCGGCUCGCCAUGACUGGUGCUGGCAUUGACCGCCAUCUCUUCUGCCUUUAUGUUGUGUCCAAGUACCUUGCUGUAGAUUCUCCUUUCCUUAAGGAAGUUUUGUCAGAGCCUUGGAGACUGUCAACGAGUCAAACACCGCAGCAACACAUAGAUCUAAAGAAGAACCCAGAGAUGUUAUCCUGUGGCGGUGGAUUUGGACCAGUGGCUGAUGAUGGUUAUGGUGUUUCAUAUAUUAUCUUGGGUGAAAAUUCUAUCCAUUUCCAUGUCUCCAGCAAAAUAUCGUGUUCUGAGACGGAUUCUCAUCGUUUUGGAAAAAACAUCCAAAAAGCAAUGGUUGACAUCAUGGGUUUAUUUAACCUUAGUACAAAUACCAAAUGA